Messenger RNA from Coffea eugenioides, 2189 nucleotides. RefSeq names its product chitin elicitor receptor kinase 1-like. Gene Ontology annotation, biological process: protein phosphorylation; innate immune response. The transcript is spliced from 12 exons. The record is from RefSeq and is a predicted model, not a curated record. Bases 132 to 1991 code for a protein of 619 amino acids. Gene Ontology annotation, molecular function: ATP binding; transmembrane receptor protein kinase activity. Lineage: Eukaryota; Viridiplantae; Streptophyta; Magnoliopsida; Gentianales; Rubiaceae.
AAAGUCUCCCAAGAAACUUUUCAUUCCUCCUCCUCCCUCCUCCCUCCAACAGGACCACCAUUUCCCCAAUCUCCAACCCUCCAAUCUCACAUGCUUCCAAUCCAAAUCCAAAUCCAAAUCUCGAUUUCACAAUGUUAUUCUUCAUCAAACCCAGAAUUAUAACAGCCCUUUUACUCCUUCUCCUUCUCUCAAUCUCACUGCAAAUUUUUCAAGUCAAUUCCCAGUGCAGCAAAGGCUGUGACUUAGCUUUAGCCAGCUUCGACGUCUGGAGAGGUUCAAACGUAACCAUAAUCGCCCAACUUUUCAGCGUCCCAGUUUCCACUCUCCUCAGCUGGAACCCGGUUACCCUCCCAGACACGAAUACAGUCAUAGCAGGGACAAGAAUAAACAUCCCAUUUCCUUGUGACUGCAUCAGUGGGAAUUUCCUAGCUCAUGUCUUCAAUUACAGUGUUUCAACGGGCGAUACUUAUGAUUUAGUUGCGUCCCGCAAUUACGCGAAUUUAACGAGUACCACGUGGUUGCGGAGGUUUAAUAGUUAUCCGGCAAAUAAUAUCCCAGACACUGGAUUUCUGAAUGUUACUGUGAAUUGUUCUUGCGGGAAUAAGGCGAUUUUCGAGGACUAUGGGUUGUUCAUAACUUGGCCUAUAGCGGUUGGGGAUACUUUGCAGUCUGUAGCUUCUGCUAAUAAUUUGAGUGCUAAUUUGAUCAGCAGAUAUAAUCCAACUGCUAAUUUUACGUCCGGGAGUGGUCUGUUGUUCAUCCCUGGAAAAGAUCUAAAUGGAAGCUACCGGCCCCUGAAAUCCAGCAAAGGAUUUUCUGGUGGAGCUAUAGCUGGCAUUGCUGUGGGAGUAGUUGUGGUACUGUUCAUUGCUACCUGCUUAUAUAUUGUACGUUACAGAAAGAAGAAGGCACAGAAGAUCUCCUUACUCUCAAAUUAUCAGUUCCAGUUAGCUGCUCCAGCCCCUGGAGUUGCUGAAGUUAAAACUUCAGACUCCACUGGUGUUGCUGAAGGAACUUCUCCAGGUCUUACUGGCAUAACCGUUGACAAAUCUGUUGAGUUCUCAUAUGAAGAGCUUGCAAACGCUACGGACGACUUCAGUUUAGCUAAUAAGAUUGGUGAAGGUGGCUUUGGCGCUGUUUACUAUGCUGAGCUUAGAGGCGAGAAAGCUGCAAUCAAGAAAAUGGACAUGCAAGCAACAAGAGAAUUUCUUGCUGAACUGAAGGUUUUAACACAUGUCCAUCAUCUGAACCUGGUGCGCUUGAUAGGAUAUUGUGUUGAGGGUUCCCUUUUCCUUGUAUAUGAAUACAUUGAAAAUGGCAACUUGAGCCAGCAUCUUCGUGGAUCAGGGAGGGAGCCACUGUCAUGGUCAGCCAGGGUGCAAAUUGCCCUGGAUUCAGCAAGAGGUCUUGAGUACAUUCAUGAGCAUACUGUGCCUGUCUACAUCCAUCGUGACAUUAAAUCAGCGAACAUUUUGAUAGACAAAAAUUUCCAUGCCAAGGUUGCAGAUUUUGGUUUAACAAAACUGACUGAGGUUGGAAGUUCAUCUUUGCCCACACGUCUAGUGGGUACAUUUGGCUACAUGCCACCAGAGUAUGCGCAGUAUGGUGAUGUUUCUCCCAAAGUUGAUGUGUAUGCUUUUGGUGUAGUACUUUAUGAGUUAAUUUCGGCCAAGGAAGCCAUAGUUAAGGGAGGUCCUGUUGCUGAAUCUAAGGGCCUUGUAGCUUUGUUUGAAGAAGUUCUUAGUCAGCCAGAUCCCAAUGAUGAUCUCCGCAAAGUGGUUGACCCUAGACUUGGAGAUUCUUAUCCCCUUGACUCAGCCCGCAAGAUGGCACAGCUUGCAAAAGCUUGCACGCACGAAAAUCCUCAGCUUCGGCCGAGCAUGAGAUCUAUCGUGGUUGCGCUAAUGACACUUUCCUCCUCCACUGAGGACUGGGAUGUUGGGUCCUUCUAUGGAAACCAAGGGAUUGUAAAUCUUAUGUCGGGAAGAUAGAGCAGAGGUAGUCAAUCACAAUGUGGCUUCUGCAUAGUUCAUUUUUUGGUUUGUGAAUGAGAAAGUGAAUGGACCUGUUUUAGACACUAGCUUUGCGUAAAGAUCUGUACAUGUUUGCAACAUAUGUAUGUAUGUAUAAUGUACGAGUAAUUAUCAAAAUCGACAUCAAUUCAAAGGACUGAACCACAUUUGCAGUUA